Molecule: messenger RNA, 363 nt
Organism: Desarmillaria tabescens
Lineage: Eukaryota; Fungi; Basidiomycota; Agaricomycetes; Agaricales; Physalacriaceae
Exons: 3
Coding region: 1-363 (120 amino acids)
Source: RefSeq, a predicted model, not a curated record
AUGUCAAGGCUGUGGGACCGACCCGGCCGUUCCUUAUUGGGACCUGGCGCCGUGUUAACGCAAGCAUCUGAAUCCUUGGCCAGGCCGCUGCAUCGACGACAGCAGUUAUUCGACGCUGCUUCAAGCAGGCUCAAGCUCAAGCCUGUGGACGAUGGCAACAAAGGCGAUAACAGGGUAACAGGUCGAGUCGAGGUGGCCUACGACACGGCUAUUGAUUUUGGAGGGGCAUUCACUGCCAGAGGAAAGCGCGACAGUACGGUCAUGGACUUCACGGACUUCGCACAAGCCGUAAUUUCAGGCUUCGCCAACGUUGCCGUCCGGAAUCCCGGCUUGAUCUCGGCCGUUUCUUCACAGAUUCCAUGA